Molecule: messenger RNA, 2505 nt
Organism: Ixodes scapularis (black-legged tick)
Lineage: Eukaryota; Metazoa; Arthropoda; Arachnida; Ixodida; Ixodidae
Product: homeobox protein B-H1
Exons: 3
Coding region: 132-1100 (322 amino acids)
Biological process (GO): regulation of DNA-templated transcription
Molecular function (GO): DNA binding; DNA-binding transcription factor activity, RNA polymerase II-specific
Source: RefSeq, a predicted model, not a curated record
GUGCCCUCGCGCGUGUUCGACGGACGGCCACGAGACAACGGCCCCGGUGUGCUCUCUUCCACCGCGUGACGGUGUCGACGAGUGGUUUCGUUUUAGGCUCAGCUACGACCACGACCACGACGCUGGGCUCGAUGACGGUGGACCUUUCGCCGGGACAGCAGUCCAAGUGCUCGCGAUCGCAGCACGACGACGCGAUGCCCGGCGGUCCGGCGCCUCCGUCCUUUCUCAUACGGGACAUUUUGAGCGAGCCGACCGGUCCCGGCGCUGCGGCCGCGGCCGCGGCCGCGGCUGCGGGUUUGGCGGCGGCUGGGAUCCCGUUCGGACAUCACCCGCUUCACCCCUUGGCUCACCACCUGCCCAGGCCGCUGAGUCCCGCUGACAGCUACUCGAGGCACUCGGACCGGGACGACGGACAAGGCAGCGAAUCUCCCGAGCGCACGUCGGAGUCCCCUCCCGGCGGCAGCGUGUGCGCACUCAAGAUGAAGAAGCAGCGCAAGGCGCGCACGGCCUUCACGGACCACCAGCUGCAGACGCUCGAGAAGAGCUUCGAGCGGCAAAAGUACCUGAGCGUCCAGGACCGCAUGGAACUGGCCGCCAAACUCAACCUGACCGACACCCAGGUCAAGACCUGGUACCAGAACAGGAGGACAAAAUGGAAGCGCCAGACAGCCGUGGGCCUGGAACUCCUCGCCGAAGCCGGCAACUACGCCGCCGUGCAGAGGAUGCUCCAGACGGCGCCAUACUGGCUGUCCAGCUACACGGGCCUCUCACCGCAGUCCUCCCUGAGCACCAUGGCGGCGCUAGACCUCUACUACCGACAAGCGGCGCUGCAGAAGCCCAUGGCCUACCGGCUGUACCCUGGAGUACCAGGAGUACCAGGGGUACCAGGGGUACCACCAGGAGCACCUCCCGGUCUACCAGGAACCACGCAUCCGGGCUCCGGGCCACAGCCGGCGUCCAACGCCCCGAACGGACUGUCUUCACCCAUCCCCGUGUCCUCUGGACCACCGCCACAUCCUUCCACGACGUCGCCUCCCACGAGCACGUCUUCGUCGUCACCGCCGACGUCCUCGUACUUGGCGACCAGGGAGUCCUGCUAGGAACUUACUUCAAACUGGACUCCAGAACUGCUCCAUUUGUAGAAAACACGAACGAACGAAAAAGAGUUCUUUUUUUUUUUUCCUCUCCACUCCCACCUCUGGCCAUUUCAUCUUCGGCAACUGUGGAUGAUGAUGGUGGUGUGUGUACAUAGACAGUGAUGGACGUGAUUGAGGGUAUGGGUGUUGUGUGAUUGUGAUAACGACUUUUUUUCUGGCAGUUUUUUAUGUUUCUUUUUUUUUAAUUGUGGAUGACACUGCUGGAAAAAUGGAUGGAGGACAUGCGGCUGGCUUCGCGACGCACGUGAGCCUUUGUGACGCGCGGUUUCUUGAAUAUAGGAGCAGCGAAGACGAGUUGAAGAUGAGCUGUCGACGAAUAACGCGCGUGGUGUUGUAUAGCAUUUCUGGCAACUAUGUUCUUACGGUGUGUAUUUUUGGCGAGCAUUUCAGGCUACUCCGCGGUGCAAUCUUUAGACUUUGAUAAUGUCGUUUCUGGUAAUACGUACUCUUUCUGCCAGGGGUCGUGUACGAACAGUACACGUACAAUGAGCUCUGCGUAAAAAUUCAUGUUUCUGACGUCCUGCUAAGGCGGUGGCCCUGUCUGGGAAAUAGCGUAAACGCGGAGCCUUCGCUCUCUGCAGAACAAGCUCCUGCGCAUUCAAAGUUUAUAAACAAUGAGGUGAUCAAUACCAAAGACCGCGUGAAUGCAUUAUUGGGGAACCGCUCCACUUUCGAACCCACGCAAAAUGUCUUGCCAUGCCAGGGGUUUUCACAUCACUCACGUCAAUAUUUAUUUUUCUCUGCAUCUUCUUAUCUUUAGAAUGUAAUUUGCUUCCUUUUGUCUCGCUGAAAGUCAUUCGGUACUUUCCCAACACAGUUUGUCUUUUCUUAGACAGUGAAGAAACACUCGCCAAAGUUGUAACACCCUCAUGGAAUAUACGCACAAAAAGCCUGGCCUUGUCAACAUCUAAGUCAACACACUGCACAAACAUAUUAUAUGAAUCCACAAAAAUAAACACAACAACUUCAAGAACAGCAAUAAGCUAGAAUACUGCGAAAAGUGUGAAUACUAUUUUCGCCAGAACGACAGAAAAUACCAAAACGGGUUGAGCCGCGGAGUGCCUGGAUUGCUCAUCAUCAGGACACGAUGGUAGCUCUUUCACUCUAGGACAAUUUUAUGCAGAGGACACUAUUUCUGCUCGAAAAGAUUCGUCGAUGUGCCAGCGAAGAUCUCAAAAUGUAGUGCCCUCGUAACGACGGAAAAAAUUAAUAAAAUAAGUUAUUUUCGAGCAGGAAUCUUGGUCCAAGAGCGUCGCCGCAGGGACAAUAUAGUGCUUUUAGGUACCCUUGUAAAUAAAUUUGUAUUUGUUGCGUAGGUGGCAAUAAAAAAAGCAAGAAAACGAGAUCG